AUGGGAGUGAUAGGAGGGGAAUGGGAGGCACUGGGAGGGAACUGGGAGGUACUGGGGUGGACAAGGAGGGAACUGGGAGGGGAUGGGAGGAAACUGGGAAGGGACUGGGAGGCACUGGGAUGGACUGGGAAGGGACUGGGAGGGAACUGGGAAGGGACUGGGAGGGAACUGGGAUGGGCUGGGCUGAACUGGGCGGCACUGGUGGGCCACGGCCGUGCCCCGUGUCCCCCUCCAGGCCACAACGCCGAUGACAUCGCCGAGACCGUGCUGAUGAACUUCCUGCGCGGGGACGUGGCCCGGCUGCGCCGCGCGGCCACCGAGGCCACCGCCGAGGCCACCGGGACCACCGAGGCCACCACAAGGCCCGUGGAGGCCACCAGGAGCCCCAUGGAGGCCACCACGAGGUCCAUGGAGACCACCAACAACCCCAUGGAGGCCACCACGAAGCCUCUGGAAGCCACCAGGAGCUCCACAAAGGUCUCUACGGCUUUCACAACCCCCACCAACUCCAUGGAGACCACCACAAACCCCAUGGAGGCCACCAUGAAGCCUCAGGAGACCACCAGGAGCCCCAUGGGGACCACCACGAAGCCUCAGGAGAUCACCAGGAGCCCCAUGGGGACCACCACGAAGCCUCAGGAGACCACCAGGAGCCCCACGGAGACCACCACGAAGCCUCAGGAGACCACCAGGAGCCCCACGGGGACCACCACGAAGCCUCAGGAGACCACCAGGAGCCCCACGAAGCUUCCUACGGCCUCCACGACCGCCGCCAGCUCGGCGGAGCCCGCCACGAAGCCCACCGAGACCCCCCGCGAGCCCACCGAGAAGCCCCCGAAGGCCACCACCCGGCGCCCCAAGCCCACCCACCGCCCGGCGGCCCGCCCGCGGGUCCCACGACCCCUGGAGGGCGGCCCGUGGCCCGCGGUCCCCCGUUGCAAGCCCCUGCGGCACGCCUACGAGAAGGAGAUCGUCCUCUACGCCUACUUCCAGGGCUUGGACUACGUCAGCACCGAGUGCGUCUACGCCCCCCACGCCUACCGGGGGCACGCCCGGGCUCUCCUCAAGGACCUGGAAGCCACCCGGGCCAGCACGGUGGCCGCCCUGGGUCACUCGGGCCGCCGGUUGGCGGUGGCCACCCAGGUGGCCACCAAGGCGUUGGGGGCUUGCGGGCGUUGCGGCUACGCGGCCAGCCAGCCCCUGUGCAAGGCCUGCGUCCUCCUGGCCUCGCUGGAGCGCGGGUUGCCACGCCUGGGGUUGGGCAAGAGGUCCUUGGGGUUGGCCACCGGGGACGGCGGGGGCCGGGGCGGUGGCCGAGGGGGCGGUGGCCACGGGGGUGGAGGUCACGGGGACGUUGGUGGU
Oxyura jamaicensis (ruddy duck) is the source of this 1362-nucleotide messenger RNA. It is a transcript of the gene CTU1, whose product is annotated as cytosolic thiouridylase subunit 1. Lineage: Eukaryota; Metazoa; Chordata; Aves; Anseriformes; Anatidae. The transcript has a single exon. Gene Ontology annotation, molecular function: tRNA binding. Gene Ontology annotation, cellular component: cytosolic tRNA wobble base thiouridylase complex; mitochondrion. Gene Ontology annotation, biological process: tRNA wobble position uridine thiolation. The record is from RefSeq and is a predicted model, not a curated record. The annotation marks the transcript as partial.